UUCAAAUCUGUUCCUAAUAAUGUGAUUAAACCAGCGCUAUAUUUUCAUUUCUUCAUUUUAUUUCUAACUAAAAAUCCAUCGUAGUGUAAGCCAAAAAAAUCUGUUUUUAAUGUUUCAAAUAACUUAAAAUGAGAUUAACUCCGCGUCUGCUGUCUUCAGCUGCUGCAGUAUUCUUAACAUGUGCUGUAUCUGCAGCUGCAUUAUAUUAUAAAAGUAGAACCACUGAAAUAAAUGAAGUGAUGGUGUUCUGUAAAUUACAAUUCAAUGCUUACAAUUACUUCGACAAGUUAGUCAGUUUUAUAGAAAGUGCGAAACACAGCGUAAAUGUUUGCAUGCCGGGCAUACACAAUCCUGCAAUACAAGCGCGUUUGGUAACUCUAAUCAAAUCGAAACAUGUCAAGGUUCGAAUUGUUAUAGAUCGAUCAGGGUACAAUGAAUCGACUGAAUUUUUCAUCAAAGAACUCAUAGAAGCUGGGGCUGAAAUCAAAUGUAAAGUAACGCAAUCUAUAUUUACGAUGCAACACAAAUUCUGCCUAGUAGAUGACAACAUUCUGAUGACGGGAACUUUGAAUUGGGGAAACGACCGGUCUUUCGAUCAUUGGAAUUAUGUAUACAUCACAAGCAAACAACAAUUAGUUGAACCUGUUAAGAAAGAAUUUUAUCAUAUGUGGAACAUCUCGAGCGAUGUGCAAACAGUAUUUGAUAUUUACUGUGACAGUGACGCGGAAACAAUCGAAAUUCGUAACCCUGAUGAAACGUCUAUGUCAGAUGACAGUGGUAAGGGUGACCAUGAUCAUGAAAUCAGUCAUGAGGUUACCGCCGUAGUCAAUCAAAUAACAACCGAAAAAUUGAAUUCUUUCCCAAUUAAUGAUCAUUGCUUAGAAGUGUAAAUGUUAAGAGAAUCGCUAAAAUUAAUAUAUAAAUAAUUCAUAAUUAAAAUAAUUACCAAGCUCAUAUUAAAUUUAUUAAGCACUUAAAAACUAAGUAAAUCAACAAAGUACUUAAUAUAAUUUUACAAUAUGUU
Messenger RNA from Vanessa atalanta (red admiral), 1024 nucleotides. Its product is annotated as mitochondrial cardiolipin hydrolase-like. The transcript has 2 exons. Gene Ontology annotation, molecular function: RNA endonuclease activity producing 5'-phosphomonoesters, hydrolytic mechanism. Bases 129 to 890 code for a protein of 253 amino acids. The record is from RefSeq and is a predicted model, not a curated record. Gene Ontology annotation, biological process: piRNA processing. NCBI's taxonomy places the organism in Eukaryota, Metazoa, Arthropoda, Insecta, Lepidoptera, Nymphalidae. Gene Ontology annotation, cellular component: mitochondrion.